ACUCGACGCCCCCGUCACGUGGCUGCCGCGGCCCCGUCUCCGGCGGAGGCGGGCGCGGGCGCGUCCCUGUGGCCAGUCACCCGGCGGAGCUGGUCGCACAAUUAUGAAAGACUCGACUUCUGCUGCUAGCGCUGGAGCUGAGUUAGUUCUGAGAAGGUUUCCCGGGGCUGUCCUUGUUCGGUGGCCCGUGCCACCGCCUCCGGAGACGCUUUCCGAUAGAUGGCUGCAGGCCGCGGAGGAGGAGGAGGAGCCGCUGCCCUUCCGGAGUCCGCCCCGUGAGGAGAAUGUCCCAGAAAUCCUGGAUAGAGAGCACUUUGACCAAGAGGGAGUGUGUGUAUAUUAUACCAAGCUCCAAAGACCCUCACAGAUGUCUUCCAGGAUGUCAGAUUUGUCAGCAACUUGUCAGAUGUUUCUGUGGUCGUUUGGUCAAGCAACAUGCAUGCUUUACUGCAAGUCUUGCCAUGAAAUACUCAGAUGUGAAAUUGGGUGAACACUUUAACCAGGCAAUAGAGGAAUGGUCUGUGGAAAAGCACACGGAGCAGAGCCCAACAGAUGCUUAUGGAGUCAUCAAUUUUCAAGGGGGUUCUCAUUCCUACAGAGCUAAGUAUGUGAGACUAUCAUAUGAUACCAAACCUGAAAUCAUUCUGCAACUUCUGCUUAAAGAAUGGCAAAUGGAGUUACCCAAACUUGUUAUUUCUGUACAUGGAGGCAUGCAGAAAUUUGAGCUUCAUCCAAGAAUCAAGCAGUUGCUUGGAAAGGGUCUCAUUAAAGCUGCAGUUACAACCGGAGCUUGGAUUUUAACUGGAGGAGUAAAUACAGGUGUGGCAAAACAUGUUGGUGAUGCCCUCAAAGAACAUGCUUCCAGAUCAUCUCGAAAAAUUUGCACUAUUGGAAUAGCUCCCUGGGGAGUGAUAGAAAACAGAAAUGAUCUUGUUGGGAGAGAUGUGGUUGCUCCUUAUCAAACCCUAUUGAAUCCCUUGAGCAAAUUGAAUGUUCUAAAUAAUUUACACUCCCAUUUCAUCUUGGUGGAUGACGGCACUGUUGGAAAGUAUGGGGCAGAAGUCAAACUGAGAAGAGAACUUGAAAAAACCAUUAACCAGCAAAGAAUUCAUGCUAGAAUUGGGCAAGGUGUUCCUGUGGUGGCUUUGAUAUUUGAAGGCGGGCCAAAUGUCAUCCUUACAGUGCUGGAGUAUCUUCAGGAAAGCCCACCUGUUCCAGUUGUUGUGUGUGAAGGAACAGGCAGAGCUGCAGAUUUACUAGCAUAUAUCCAUAAACAGACAGAGGAAGGAGGGAAUCUUCCUGAUGCAGCAGAGCCUGAUAUUAUAUCAACUAUCAAAAAAACAUUUAACUUUGGCCAGAGUGAAGCAGUUCAUUUAUUUCAAACAAUGAUGGAGUGUAUGAAAAAAAAAGAGCUUAUCACUGUUUUCCACAUUGGAUCAGAGGAUCAUCAAGAUAUAGAUGUGGCCAUACUUACUGCACUGCUAAAAGGUACUAAUGCAUCUGCAUUUGACCAGCUUAUCCUUACACUGGCAUGGGACAGAGUUGAUAUUGCCAAAAAUCAUGUAUUUGUUUAUGGACAACAGUGGCUGGUUGGAUCCUUGGAACAAGCUAUGCUUGAUGCUCUUGUAAUGGAUAGAGUUUCAUUUGUAAAACUUCUUAUUGAAAAUGGAGUAAGCAUGCAUAAAUUCCUUACCAUUCCCAGAUUGGAAGAACUUUAUAACACUAAACAGGGUCCAACCAAUCCAAUGUUGUUCCAUCUCAUUCGGGAUGUCAAGCAGGGUAAUCUUCCUCCAGGGUACAAGAUCACUCUAAUUGAUAUAGGACUUGUGAUUGAAUAUCUCAUGGGAGGAACCUACAGAUGCACAUACACACGAAAACGUUUUCGAUUAAUAUAUAAUAGUCUUGGUGGAAACAACCGGAGGUCGGGUCGAAAUACCUCCAGCAGCACCCCUCAGUUGCGAAAGAGUCAUGAAACUUUUGGCAAUAGAGCUGACAAAAAGGAAAAAAUGAGACACAAUCAUUUCAUUAAAACAGCCCAACCCUACAGACCAAAGAUGGAUGCAUCUAUGGAAGAAGGAAAGAAGAAAAGAACCAAAGAUGAAAUUGUAGAUAUAGAUGAUCCAGAAACCAAGCGCUUUCCUUAUCCUCUUAAUGAAUUAUUAAUUUGGGCUUGCCUUAUGAAGAGGCAGGUCAUGGCCCGCUUUUUAUGGCAGCAUGGUGAAGAAUCAAUGGCUAAAGCAUUAGUUGCCUGUAAAAUCUAUCGUUCAAUGGCUUAUGAGGCAAAGCAGAGUGACCUGGUAGAUGAUACUUCAGAGGAACUGAAACAGUAUUCCAAUGAUUUUGGCCAACUUGCAGUUGAAUUACUGGAACAGUCCUUCAGACAAGAUGAAACGAUGGCUAUGAAAUUACUCACUUAUGAACUGAAAAACUGGAGUAAUUCAACCUGCCUCAAGUUAGCAGUUUCUUCAAGACUUAGACCUUUUGUAGCUCAUACUUGUACACAGAUGUUGUUAUCUGAUAUGUGGAUGGGACGGCUGAAUAUGAGAAAAAAUUCCUGGUAUAAGGUCAUAUUAAGCAUUUUAGUUCCACCUGCCAUAUUAAUGCUAGAGUAUAAAACCAAGGCUGAAAUGUCCCAUAUCCCACAAUCUCAAGAUGCUCAUCAAAUGACCAUGGAGGAUAGUGAAAACAAUUUUCACAACAUAACAGAAGAGAUACCCAUGGAAAUAUUUAAAGAAGUAAAGAUUUUGGACAGCAGUGAAGGAAAGAAUGAAAUGGAGAUACAUAUUAAAUCAAAAAAGCUUCCAAUCACACGAAAAUUUUAUGCCUUUUAUCAUGCACCAAUUGUAAAGUUCUGGUUUAACACAUUGGCAUACUUAGGAUUUCUGAUGCUUUAUACAUUUGUAGUUCUUGUAAAAAUGGAACAGUUACCUUCAGUUCAAGAAUGGAUUGUUAUCGCUUAUAUUUUUACCUACGCUAUUGAAAAAGUUCGUGAGGUCUUUAUGUCUGAAGCUGGGAAAAUCAGCCAGAAGAUCAAAGUAUGGUUUAGUGACUAUUUCAAUGUCAGUGACACAAUUGCCAUAAUUUCUUUCUUCAUUGGAUUUGGACUGAGAUUUGGAGCAAAAUGGAACUUUAUUAAUGCAUAUGAUAAUCAUGUUUUUGUGGCUGGAAGAUUAAUUUACUGUCUUAAUAUAAUAUUUUGGUAUGUGCGUUUGCUAGAUUUUCUAGCCGUAAAUCAACAGGCAGGACCUUAUGUAAUGAUGAUUGGAAAAAUGGUGGCCAAUAUGUUCUACAUUGUAGUGAUAAUGGCUCUUGUAUUACUUAGUUUUGGUGUUCCCAGAAAAGCAAUACUUUAUCCACAUGAAGAACCAUCUUGGUCUCUUGCUAAAGAUAUAGUUUUUCAUCCAUACUGGAUGAUAUUUGGUGAAGUUUAUGCAUAUGAAAUUGAUGUGUGCGCAAAUGACUCCGCUCUCCCAGCAAUCUGUGGUCCUGGAACUUGGUUGACUCCAUUUCUUCAAGCAGUCUACCUCUUUGUACAGUAUAUCAUUAUGGUUAAUCUUCUGAUUGCAUUUUUCAAUAAUGUAUAUUUACAAGUGAAGGCAAUUUCCAAUAUUGUAUGGAAGUAUCAGCGAUAUCAUUUUAUUAUGGCUUAUCAUGAAAAACCAGUCCUGCCCCCUCCUCUUAUCAUUCUCAGCCAUAUAGUUUCACUGUUUUGCUGUGUAUGUAAAAGAAGAAAGAAAGAUAAGACUUCUGAUGGGCCAAAACUUUUCUUAACAGAAGAAGAUCAAAAGAAACUCCAUGACUUUGAAGAGCAGUGUGUUGAGAUGUAUUUUGAUGAGAAAGAUGACAAAUUCAAUUCUGGGAGUGAAGAGAGAAUCCGUGUCACUUUUGAAAGAGUGGAGCAGAUGAGCAUUCAGAUGAAAGAAGUCGGAGAUCGUGUCAACUACAUAAAAAGAUCGUUACAGUCUUUAGAUUCUCAGAUUGGUCAUCUGCAAGAUCUCUCAGCCCUAACAGUAGAUACAUUAAAAACACUUACAGCCCAGAAAGCUUCAGAAGCUAGCAAAGUGCACAAUGAGAUCACACGAGAAUUGAGUAUUUCCAAACACUUGGCUCAGAAUCUUAUUGAUGAUGUUCCUGUAAGACCGAUGUGGAAGAAGCCUAGUGUUGUAAAUACACUGAGUUCCUCUCUUCCUCAUGGUGAUCGGGAAAGUAAUAAUCCUUUCCUUUGUAAUAUAUUUAUGAAAGAUGAAAAAGACCCCCAGUAUAACCUGUUUGGACAAGAUUUACCUGUGAUACCCCAGAGAAAAGAAUUUAACAUUCCAGAGGCUGUUUCCUCCUGUGGUGCCUUAUUCCCAAGUGCUGUUUCUCCCCCAGAAUUACGACAGAGAAGACAUGGGGUAGAAAUGUUAAAAAUAUUUAAUAAAAAUCAAAAAUUAGGCAGUUCACCUAAUAGUUCACCACAUAUGUCCUCCCCACCAAACAAAUUUUCUGUGAGUACCCCAUCCCAGCCAAGUUGCAAAAGCCACUUGGAAUCUACAACCAAAGAUCCAGAACCCAUUUUCUAUAAAGCUGCAGAAGGGGAUAACAUAGAAUUUGGAGCAUUUGUGGGACACAGAGAUAGUAUGGAUUUACAGAGGUUUAAAGAAACAUCAAACAAAAUAAGAGAACUACUGUCUAAUGAUUCUCCUGAAAACACUUUGAAGCAUGUGGGUGCUGCUGGAUAUAGUGAGUGUCAUAAGACUUCUACUUCUCUUCACUCAGAACAAGCAGAAAGCUGUAGUAGAAGGGCAUCAACGGAAUACUCUCCAGAAGUCGAUUCUAAAGCAGCUUUGUUACCGGAUUGGUUACGAAAUAGACCAUCAAACAGAGAAAUGCCAUCUGAAGGAGGAACAUUAAAUGGUCUUGCUUCUCCAUUUAAGCCCGUUUUGGAUACAAAUUAUUAUUAUUCAGCUGUGGAAAGAAAUAACCUGAUGAGAUUGUCACAGAGUAUUCCCUUCGUUCCUGUACCUCCACGAGGUGAGCCUGUCACAGUGUAUCGUCUGGAGGAGAGUUCUCCCAGUAUACUGAAUAACAGCAUGUCUUCUUGGUCUCAGCUAGGCCUCUGUGCCAAAAUUGAGUUUUUAAGUAAAGAGGAAAUGGGAGGCGGUUUACGAAGAGCAGUCAAAGUGCUGUGUACCUGGUCAGAGCAUGAUAUCCUGAAAUCAGGGCAUCUUUAUAUCAUUAAGUCAUUUCUUCCUGAGGUGAUAAAUACAUGGUCAAGCAUUUAUAAAGAAGAUACGGUUCUACAUCUCUGUCUCAGAGAAAUACAACAACAGAGGGCAGCACAAAAGCUUACGUUUGCCUUUAAUCAGAUGAAACCCAAAUCCAUACCAUAUUCUCCAAGGUUCCUUGAAGUUUUCCUGCUGUACUGCCAUUCAGCAGGACAGUGGUUUGCUGUAGAAGAGUGCAUGACUGGUGAAUUUAGAAAAUACAACAAUAAUAAUGGUGAUGAAAUCAUCCCAACGAACACUCUGGAAGAGAUCAUGCUAGCCUUUAGCCACUGGACCUAUGAAUAUACCAGAGGGGAGUUACUGGUACUAGACUUACAAGGUGUGGGAGAAAACUUGACUGACCCAUCUGUGAUAAAAGCUGAAGAAAAAAGAUCCUGUGACAUGGUUUUUGGCCCUGCCAAUCUAGGAGAAGAUGCAAUAAAAAACUUCAGAGCCAAACAUCACUGUAAUUCUUGCUGUCGAAAGCUUAAACUUCCAGAUCUGAAGAGGAAUGACUACACGCCUGAUAAAAUCAUAUUUCCUCAGGAUGAGUCAUCAGAUCUGAAUCUUCAAUCUGGAAAUUCCACCAAAGAAUCAGAAGCAACAAACUCUGUUCGUCUGAUGUUAUAGUACUGAAUCAUUGAUUUUGCCUACACUUCACAAAAGUGUGACAGUCAUUUUUCCUUUCAGAAGGGAAUUGAUUAUAUAGGAAGGUGUGUGCAAAAUGAGCUUGCUGGCCCCACACAUAGUUUAGAGGUAAUGUUCUCAUUGAAAAGUACCUCAAGGCUGUAGAUGACAGCUGGGAAAUGUUAACGUGAUGAAAGUUAGUGCUCUCAGCUUGUGAAGGACCUGAAACUUUGCUGUGGAGGGUGGUGAUUCUCUGUCACUUGGUGCAGUACCAUUAACCAAAGUCAAGUGUCUUCAGAUUUUAUUGGCUGCUCAGUUGACAGCCAUUCGACUAAAGAAACUCAAUUGCGCAGCUUUUUGGUUAAAUGGCUGAAGUCUUCCUCAGUCCGUGCUCUGUGAUGAUGAUGUCGGCUCUCAGCUAGAUGUUUGUGGCCACAGGAAAACUACUCCUUACAGUUUUGCUUCACAGGCAUGUUACACAGCCUGCACUGAAACCAUUUGUCUUCCCUCCCUCCCUCUCCUUUCCCUAUAGUAUUGAGGAUCAAAUCCAAGGGCCUCGUGAAAACCAUUUUCUAAGAGACAUUUUAUUUAAGAAUCAACUUUAGAGUCUAUGUUUAUGAAUACAGCAAGUUUUUGUUAAAUAAAACCUGAAUUGUGCAAAAGGGUUUUUUUUUUUUUUAACAUUUGUCAAUGUUAAGUAAAAGAAAGCCAUGAUAAAUAAGAAUUAACUCAUUGUUCAAUGGGUGUUUCCUGUGAGGAAGGUUACAGUUGUAACAGCCUGCAGUUGCAUACAUCUCCAAAGAUUUACAGACUUAGUGUAUCAAAUCAGAGUGUCAUGUGAGCUCUCACAUUUAAAAUUCUAUGGGAACGUGUCAAUGUGAAUUCUAUUUCUGGUACUUAUUUAAGAAAUCGGUUGUUGGGUUAUCCUUAGACAGUGUAGGGAGAUCACAAUACAACUGUAUGCCAAUAAAAUAUAACUUAAUUGCCCAGAUAUUUUUGCAUAUUUAGAAACAAGAAAAGCUUACCGUUUGACUCAAGUUUUAUGCUUUCUCUUUCUUUUCAUUUCCUAGGUACUAAUUUUAAUUUUUAUUUGGAAGGGAGCAGUAUAAAGCUUAUUUGUAUUCAAUAGUGUAUCUCAUAGAUACAGACAAGGCCGCAGAGAUAAGUCGUUAAAUAGUGUUUAAUGUUGAUGUGGAGAGAACAGGUGUAUUACUUAAAGAUACUAUACCAUAUACAUUUUGUAUAUCAUUAAAUCUUUAAAAGAAAUUAAAUUUAUUCUUGUUUACAGAUG
Molecule: messenger RNA, 7164 nt
Organism: Arvicanthis niloticus (Nile rat)
Lineage: Eukaryota; Metazoa; Chordata; Mammalia; Rodentia; Muridae
Gene: Trpm7
Product: transient receptor potential cation channel subfamily M member 7
Biological process (GO): monoatomic cation homeostasis; calcium ion transport; protein tetramerization
Cellular component (GO): plasma membrane
Molecular function (GO): protein serine/threonine kinase activity; calcium channel activity; ATP binding
Source: RefSeq, a predicted model, not a curated record